Molecule: messenger RNA, 702 nt
Organism: Penicillium canariense
Lineage: Eukaryota; Fungi; Ascomycota; Eurotiomycetes; Eurotiales; Aspergillaceae
Product: putative pathogenesis associated protein Pep2
Exons: 2
Coding region: 1-702 (233 amino acids)
Source: RefSeq, a predicted model, not a curated record
AUGCCCGACCUGCACUCACUUCCCGAAGGCACUUGGCCCGAAAAUGCCCUUCGCAACAAUGGGCCUGACCAUUUAGUCCUGGAGCGAGCAAAGUUGCGUGAACUUGCGGAAGGCUGGCCUUGCUACCGCGACGCUUGUGAAUGGAAGAACUUCGAGUCGAUUUUCCACGAAGACGCACAUGUGUACACGACCUGGUCUGGACGAGUGUCCUAUAAAGAUUUCAUCGCUGCAUCAAAGGCCGGCAUGGACAAGGGUGCCUUCAUCAUGCACCGCUGCCAUGGUGUGACAACAGAUAUCACCGCCGAUGCCACUCGUGCUGUGACCAAGAUGAAAGCGACCAUUACCCAGCGCUUCACAAUCGACGGAUGCGAAGUUGAUGCCGAGGCAGACUGCCGAUUUUGCUUCUUCUUUGAGAAAGCCAAUGGCCGCUGGGGUGCCCGAUUGGUUCGGCACUGGUAUGAAAAAGAUAAGCUUCUGCUUGUCAACCCGUGUAAGGUUCCACGCAUUGAUGAUGAGAAGCUCAGCUUGUAUCCUGAGGGGUACAAGUAUCUUGCUUACUGCCAGGAGCUCACUAUGGGUGUUACCGUACUGAGAGACAUGCCUGGACACAGAAGGCACAUUGGGACCGCUGCUGGAGAAAAGCACGAUCUGCUGUAUCGACUAGCCAAGGAUUGGCUGGAUGGAAAGACAAUCGAUAUAUAA